ACAUUGACGUUUCGUUCAGUCAGUGACGUUUCAACGUCAACCCAAAGCCUGCGGGCUUGUGAUAUUAUUUUUCAUAAAUACUGUAAAAACUGAUCAUACUAUGGAUUCCAACGAUAUUUUAGAUGACAAGGACAGUGGGCCGGAGGUCCAGAUCAAUUUCCCAAGCUCUGUGAUGACUCGGAUCGAAGAAAUGAUGGGAGGGACUGAACAAUUCGACAGCGCUGAAUUCGACGCGGUGGCGUACAUCAACCGCGUGUUCCCGACGGAGCAGUCGCUGUCGGGCGUGGAGUCGGCGGCGGCGCGCUGCGAGUUCCACCUGGCGGGCGUGGAGCACGACAUCCGCCGCCUCGUGCGCGCGCAGGCCGAGCAGCGCGACGCGGGGCAGCGGGCGCUGCUUGACGCACAGAGGUGUAUCGGGGAACUGGCGUUACAGGUAGCAGACAUAAACAAGAAAGCAGAGCGCAGCGAGAGCAUGGUGCGCGAGAUCACGUCGGAGAUCAAGCAGCUGGACUGCGCCAAGUCCAACCUGACGGCGGCCAUCACAGCACUGAACCACCUGCACAUGCUGGUGGGAGGCGUGGACGCGCUGCGGACCAUGACCACCAGCCGCCAGUACAAGGAGAUUGUGCUGCCCAUGCAGGCCAUCAUGGAGGUGCUGCAGCACUUCGAGGGCUACCAGUCGAUCCGCGAGCUGUCGGCGCUGCGCGACCAGGUCACCGCCAUCCGCGCGCAGCUCGCCGCGCAGAUACUCGCUGACUUCAAGGAGGCAUUCACCGCAGGCAGUAAAUCGAGCAUAUCGCACCGCACUCUGAGCGAGGCAUGCGGGGUGCUGGACAUCCUGGAGCCGAGGGUCAGGGCAGACCUGCUCAACUGGUUCCUGCAGGUGCAGCUGCAGGAGUACCAGCACCUGUUCUCAGCAGAGCAGGAGCAGGCGUGGGUGUCGCACGUGGAGCGGCGCUACGCGUGGCUCAAGCGGCACCUGCUGGCCUUCGAGGAGUCGCUGGCGGCGCUGUUCCCGCCCGCCUGGCGCCUCAGCGAGAGGAUCGCGCAGCACUUCUGUAAGAUAACUCGCAAUGACUUGGCGGCGCUGAUGGCGUCGCGACGCAGCGAGGUGGACGUGAAGCUGCUGCUGUACGCCAUACAGAAGACGUACAACUUCGAGUUACUGCUGCAUAAGCGUUUCACAGGAAUGGACCUGGGCGCGGAGGUGCCUGAAGUCAAUCUAGAGAAGCCGCCCGCGCUAGACGGAGAUGGAGAUAAUAAGGACGAGCCGGACGUGACGUCGCCGGCGGCGGGCGGGUCGGCGUGGGUGGGGCAGAUCGGCGCGUGCUUCGAGCCCUACCUGUCGCUGUACGUCAGCUCGCUCGACGCCAACCUCAGCGACCUCAUGGACAGGUUCACGCAGGACGCGAAGUCCGGCGUGGGCGGCGUGGGCGCCGGCAGCGGCGCGGGCGCGGUGAUCGCGUCGUGCGCAGACCUGUUCCUGUUCUACAAGAAGUGCCUCGUGCAGUGCGCCCGCCUCACCACCGGCGAGCCCAUGCUGGAGCUGGCGGGCGUGUUCCAGAAGUACCUGCGUCAGUACGCGACGAGCGUGCUGGCGGCGCUGCUGCCGCGCGGCGCGGCGCCCGGCCUGCUGCCCGCGCUCGGCCUCACCGCGCUGCUGCCCGGCCAGCCCGACCAGGACCGCGCCCGGUACACGAAGCAAGAGGUGGCUAAGAUCACGAGCGUGAUCACGACGGCGGAGUACUGCCUGGAGACUACCGUCCACUUGGAGCAGAAGCUGAAGGAGAAGGUGUCGCCGUCCCUCGCCGACAAGAUCGACAUGACGGCCGAGCAGGACCUGUUCCACAAGAUCAUCAGCGACUGCAUCCAGCUGCUGGUGGCGGACCUGGAGCUGGCGUGCGAGCCGGCGCUGCAGGCCAUGACCAAGAUCUCGUGGGUGCACUUCGACACGGUGGGCGACCAGAGCUCGUACGUCACGCAGAUCGUCAUGCACCUCAAGAACACGGUGCCCGAGCUGCGCGACUCGCUGGCCUCCUCGCGCAAGUACUUCACGCAGUUCUGCAUCCGCUUCGCGAACUCGUUCAUCCCGAAGUUCAUCCAGCACGUGUACCGCUGCAAGCCGCUGUCCACGGUGGGCUCGGAGCAGCUGCUGCUGGACACGCACAUGCUGAAGACGGCGCUGCUGGAGCUGCCGGGCGCGGGCUCGGCGGUGCGGCGGCCGGCGCCGGCGACGUACACCAAGGUGGUGAUCAAGCUCAUGACCAAGGCGGAGAUGAUCCUGAAGCUGGUGAUGGCGCCGCUGGGGUCGGGCGAGGCGUUCGCGGCGCAGUUCCUGGCGCUGCUGCCCGACGCGUCGCUGCAGGACUUCCACCGCGUGCUCGACAUGAAGGCGGCGCGGCUCAGCAAGGCGCAGCACGCCGCGCUCGACAAGAUGUUCCGCGACGCCACACGGGCGCAGAAUGACGACAAUAAGUAACCCGCCGUGUAUAUAAUGAUAUGUAUGGCGAUAAAAUGUAUGUAAUUAUAUAAAGCGAGUUCACACUCGAGGACUGUUUAAGUAAAAGAUAAUAUCGCCUCAUAGAAACGUAACUAGGCGAGUCUAAGCUUAGCUGUUCGGCUGUGCAAUCAAACAUUUAGGAUAUAAUAGAGUGCACAGCCAAUCUGCUAUGUCACGUACUUAAUGCUAGAGUUCCUAACACGGAGUAGUGAACUGAUAGAGUGUUUACAUGGUGAUGAAUGUAUUCUGAGAGUUAGUGAAAGGGUCAUAAUAGUGAGUUGGAUGUGUUCUCCAUCAGCUUAUUACUCUGUGGCGUUUGUAAACUAUGUCAUCUAAAAUAAGCCCACAUAAACAAAUGUAAAUUGAAAUUAUUAUGUAUUGAAUCCAAAAAGACCUCACGACUGAAAUAUCCUGUAAAUGGGCGUUAAAUUAUAAUUUUUUUGAAGUGUAAUGAAAAUAAUAUGUAUUGAAUAUCACAAAAUUACAAACUUCAUAAAAAAUGGUCUAAUAGGUAUAGAAAUGGACCUGUUACAAAAGGUGCUCAUAGUUGAAUAUAAUAUUUCGACGUAUGUAUAUGUAUUUCUGCUGUUAAGUAAAAUAAGGACCCUGGACAUGUUCGGAUCUGUUUCAAAUUAACUUUUUAUAUUGAUUGAAAACCUUUUGUACUAUAUUCGAUUUAAUUAACAUCUUUACAAUACUUAGUCUAAUUUUAUGUUAUAUUGAUUUAUUUUAAUUUUAUUAUUGGACCAGUGUGAAUGUGUGUGUGUGUGUGUGCGUAUGUAUGAAUGUGUGUGUGUUGUGUAUUUAUUGUAAGCUACGUGAUUAUGUCGACAUUCCACUAUGAAAUAAUGUUUUUGUUUAGUUUAUGUGCAAUAACGAUAUAAAGUCUACUAUAGAACUAAUACACAAUUAUGUUAACUGUA
Molecule: messenger RNA, 3423 nt
Organism: Helicoverpa armigera (cotton bollworm)
Lineage: Eukaryota; Metazoa; Arthropoda; Insecta; Lepidoptera; Noctuidae
Gene: Vps53
Product: vacuolar protein sorting-associated protein 53 homolog
Exons: 12
Coding region: 101-2479 (792 amino acids)
Biological process (GO): retrograde transport, endosome to Golgi
Cellular component (GO): GARP complex
Source: RefSeq, a predicted model, not a curated record